AUGCUCAGUUUAGUUUGUAUUGCUAGAGAGUUUUUUUUUCUUUGGAAGAGUGCAUGUGAUCAGCACAGGGCCAAUCAGCACUGUCCAGACAGAGGGUCAGGGGUCAUGCAGUGUCAUAGAACAGAGAAUGAAAACUUCUCCUACAAGCUUUAAUCAGUGCUCGACCGGACACAUAAAAGUCACAAGACUGCUAUUUACUGCUGAUGAGAGGAAAGGUAUUUAGCAGUUUAUAUUUACUAAAAUAAUUGCAUUUCCAUGUUGUUUGUAGCAUAGACUAACUAU
Staurois parvus is the source of this 282-nucleotide messenger RNA. Lineage: Eukaryota; Metazoa; Chordata; Amphibia; Anura; Ranidae. The record is from the annotation of a GenBank genome assembly.